This is a messenger RNA of Paramuricea clavata, 768 nucleotides long. Lineage: Eukaryota; Metazoa; Cnidaria; Anthozoa; Malacalcyonacea; Plexauridae. The record is from the annotation of a GenBank genome assembly.
AUGCCUCAAAUUGACAUUACAGUGGAAAGGGUCAGGAAAUUACUAUCAAGCUUAAAGCCAUAUAAGGCAGCUGGGCCAGACAGCCUACAUCCACGUGUAUUAAAAGAGCUGAGCACAGUUAUUGCUCCAGCUUUGUACAAGAUUUUCAGAACUUCUCUCGAGACUGGUGUAGUUCCAUCAGAUUGGGAACUAGCAUUCGUGACACCAAUUUUGAAGAAGGGAUCCAAGCAAUUGCCCGCGAAUUACAGGCCAAUUUCACUUACGUGUAUUUGCAGCAAGGUUAUGGAACAUAUCCUAGUGUCUAAUGUUAUCAAUCACUAUGAAAAACACCAUAUACUUAAUGACUUUCAACAUGGUUUUCGCAAAUUACAUUCAUGCGAAACUCAGUUGAUUGGGUUCAUUAACGACAUUGCAAGGGAAAUGCAAGGCGGAGGACAGACCGAUGUCAUUCUAAUGGAUUUCUCAAACGCAUUUGACAAAGUCCCGCAUAAAGAAUUUAUAUUUAAGUUGUCAAAUUAUGGUAUUCAUCAUUAUACAUUGGAUUGGAUACAGAACUUUCUUAAAAACCGACAACAAUGCACUGUUUUGGAAGGAGAGAGAUCAAGCUACACCCAUGUUACGUCGGGAGUCCCUCAGGGUUCCGUCCUGGGGCCAAUUUUAUUCUUGGCUUUCAUUAAUGACUUACUGAAGUGUAUAAAGUGCAGGGUGCGCCUUUUUGCUGAUGAUAUAGUCGUUUAUCUUGUUGUAAAAUCGGCAGACGACUGUUGA